This is a messenger RNA of Aspergillus caelatus, 1434 nucleotides long. RefSeq names its product C-terminal domain-containing protein. Lineage: Eukaryota; Fungi; Ascomycota; Eurotiomycetes; Eurotiales; Aspergillaceae. The record is from RefSeq and is a predicted model, not a curated record. The transcript has a single exon. Bases 70 to 1221 code for a protein of 383 amino acids.
GAUAAGAAGGACUUUUGGAAUUCCAGUCGAAUCUCAGCCUACUUGAGUGGAGUGGAGAGGAAUGAUGAUAUGCUCAUUCUAGACCUUUACUCGGAGUCGAAGCCGCAGUGGCAACGAACCAAGUCGUAUUUCGGAAAGCCCUGGAUCUGGUGCCAGUUACACGACUUCGGUGGGAAUAUGGGCAUGUACGGGCAAAUAAUAAACAUCACAUCGAAUCCUAUCGAAGCUUUGCAUCAAUCUAAUUCGCUUGUAGGGCUCGGGCUCACCAUGGAAGGCCAGGAAGGCAAUGAGGUCGUAUAUGAUUUACUGUUAGACCAGGCUUGGUCGGCGAAACCGAUUGAUACGCGGACAUACUUUCGAGAUUGGGUCAGAAGCCGAUAUUCCGGAAACAUUUCAGUACCGAAUGAACUGUAUACGGCGUGGGACCUGAUGCGCAAGACGGUCUAUAAUAACACUAAUCUCACGACAUAUUCAGUUACAAAGUCGAUCUUUGCGAUUUCGCCGGCUAUCAAUGGCUUGGCUGGUCGUGUUGGUCAUUUUCCUACUCCUACAUCUAUUAAUUAUGAUCCAAGUGUUUUGAAUGAAGUAUGGGCUUUGUUUAUGAAUGCGACGAGGAAAGAACCGUCACUCUGGCAUAACCCCGCAUAUGAAUAUGAUAUGGUUGAUAUCACCCGUCAGCUAAUGGGAAACGCUUUUGUCAAGGUCUAUUCCGACCUUAUAAGUUCAUGGAAGUCGUCAAGAGAGAGCAGAACCGCGGAACUCACCUCGCGGAGCCAAAGGCUUCUUGAUCUGCUAGCGGCAAUUGACAAAGUCUUGUCAUGCAAUGAUAACUUCUCCCUGUCAACUUGGAUCUCGAGCGCCAGAGACUGGGGAGACACCAUGGAAUCAAAGGACUUCUUUGAGUAUAAUGCCCGAAAUCAAAUUACUCUGUGGGGUCCUACCGGGGAGAUCAGCGAUUAUGCGUCUAAGGCCUGGGCGGGUCUUAUCUCUUCUUACUACAAGCCUCGAUGGUCUAUUUUCGUGGAGUAUCUUGGUGAGAAGAAUCAGACGGGCUACAAUGAGACGGAACUCGAAGGCAAGCUAAGAGAAUUUGAGUUAUCAUGGCAAGAGCAGAGUAGGGAGCCAGGUAUAUCUUGGGCAAAUUCCUCCUGCAGAGGACUUGAAGUACUCCUCGGGAAUGUGUCGCAAAGUUGGCCAUCGAUCUUUGGAGAUCAUGUUUGAGAUGGAGGCCACCUACUCAGCAAUUAGACUUUAUCAUCGGAAGAUACUGUCUUCCGCGUCGUCUACCAAAUGUCCGCUCAUGCGCUUCCGCAGUAACGAGUACCUCGAGUGCCUCCGGCAUACAUUUUGAUAUAUAAAGAUCGGUAUACAAAGAGAUACAAAGAGCUAUAACGGGGGCCACUAGAAUAUAAUGAAAUAUGGAAGACCUCAAGC